AUGCACCCCCGCGCUGCACUGACUGCCAUGGUAUCGCAAUGGAACACAAUCGCCCGAGCGCCUCGCCCUCAUCACCCGCGAAGAGUGCACCGCGAUACCGGUGGCCGAAGAGCGUCUCAAAUCGACCCGCCUGCUCGACCAACCCUCCCCAGCGGCAACCAUCUCGGAACCCUCACAGACUGGGGUCUUGCUGCGCCGCUCUUUGAGGACUUCCAGUACUUUGACUACGACUACUUGAUGCGAGAUUCUGGCAGCCAAGGACCGCCCCAGAUCCCAUCUGAUCCUAUCCCUGGCAUGCUCAUCGACACCGUUGAAUCAUCAACUUCAGAAAGUGCGCGCCCGCCGAGCCAAGACGCUCCCGGCUACAACAGCAUCGACAUAGUCACCGGGUCCCCGCGACGCGACAGUCGAGCGCAGGAGGAAGCCUCCCAUUUCCAGAAUGACGAGCUUAUGCAGUUCUUCAUUCUGUCUGCCAGGCCACCGAUCUUGGAAGACGUCGAAGCAAGCAAGAAAUGGUUAGUCAUACGGCAUGCCAUUAUUAGCAUGGCUCGGACGUCAGUCAUGGUCAGAGACGCAAUAUGUGCCUUUUCAGCCUUGUUGAUCGCAAAAAAGUCCAACGGCAUCAGUUUCUACACUGACACGCACUACCAAAACGCCUUAGAAGCUGUUGCUGCCCUUGACGGCGUGGCCAUGGCAGACUAUAGCCAUGACCGGGCGCAUGUACUUGUCACCCUGUUCUUUCUGUGCUACAUUGACAUCUUGGGGGUCAAGAUGGAAGCAGCGCACCUGAAUCUAAAAAGAGCCUAUGUCGUGUUUCAGCGAGGUCAAAAGACGAGCUUUUCCGCCGUCGAAAGGCAGCUGCUACUCUGGAUCCGCCUUCUUGAUGGGCGCGCGGUUUCUGCCGGGGGCGAGGGCAUGUUUCUCGCCGACAACGAGGGAAUUCUAACACAGAGCUCACCAUCCUGCAACGAAUACGCCAUGGCCAGCCCCGAGGGCUCUUACGCAAACGACGACGAGAGCGUUGAAGAUGCCCUUUUCCAGGCCCUGUACCAGCCGGGACUCGAGUUUUUCCAAAAGGUGCAGGGCUUCAGCGGACAGAUAUCCAAGAUCGACCCCUGGCAUCGAUCCCGGGGCACCGUGGAAGACGAAAUCGAGGUGGUCAACAUUGGCGUGACGAUUGCGACCGGGCUUCGUACGCUGUACAGCCACCGGCCCGGGCUGAUGGACCUGGCAGUGGCCGGCAAGCUCACCGCGGCGCAUCUCUCGGAGAACCUGGCGUCGUCCAUCACCAGGACGUUUCGGACAUACCUGUCCAACUUUUACGCCUGCAGAGUGCAUCUGCACCGGGUGGCGUACAAGACGCUGCCGCUCACAGAGGAGGCGGAGGAUGCGCUGCGCCAGAUCCGGACAUUGGCGCACCAGAUCGUGGCCGACCUGGGUCACGGCGAUAACCUCCCCGUGACGAUGCUCUGGCCACUCCUCAUGCUAGGGGCGGAAGAGGCGGAUCUGGACGAAAGGGUAUGGAUUAGGGAGCAGCUCUCCCAGAUGGAGAAGGUGGCGGGCAACGCGCGCCUCGUGUCCAAGGUGCUUGAAGAGCUGCAGUCGAGACAAGACGCGGCAAAGGCAAGGGUUGACAUUCGCUCAGUUCAGCAGUCUGUUUUUAACGCCUCUUUCGCAAUUGUGUAG
Cordyceps fumosorosea ARSEF 2679 is the source of this 1686-nucleotide messenger RNA. RefSeq lists its product as hypothetical. Gene Ontology annotation, molecular function: transcription cis-regulatory region binding; DNA-binding transcription factor activity. Gene Ontology annotation, cellular component: nucleus. The record is from RefSeq and is a predicted model, not a curated record. The coding region runs from base 1 to 1686 and encodes 561 amino acids. Gene Ontology annotation, biological process: positive regulation of transcription by RNA polymerase II. The transcript is spliced from 3 exons. Lineage: Eukaryota; Fungi; Ascomycota; Sordariomycetes; Hypocreales; Cordycipitaceae.